AUGGAAGUCCGGUGGAGUUGGGCUGAACCCCCAAGGCUUGGCUCUGCGCACAUAGCAGUCAGCUUCAUCCUCUCUUCUUUGUUUGGAGUGUGGUCUGUUCGGGCACUAGAGAUGUCCGUGGGCAAAGUCCCUUUCCUGGAGGCAGUCAAUGGCAGCACUGUCAUGCUUCCAUGUACAUACUUCAGCUGCAUCGGAAUUAAAGACCUCUAUUUCAACUGGCAGUUCAAUGACAAUGGCACCAUGCAGAAGGUGUGUGAUUCGGUGAUUCCCUCUGAAGGGGUGGAGCCUCACGUGACCAUAUAUAGAGAAAGAGUGUCUUUUGUGGGAAUGAACCAUGAAAACAACGUAUCCAUCCUCUUAUGGAACAUUACCUUUGACGAUGCCGGUCAGUACACCUGCUUCGGAAUCAACCCAAAGGAGAAGGGAAAGAACCACAGUGCCAUUUUUCAUCUCAUUGUGGUGGAAGAGUUGAGGGUAGUGGACAACACAGUGACCAUCAUCAUUGCCUCCUGUGUCGGUGGAGCCAUUGCGCUCUUAAUGGGCUUCAUGUUGAUCAAGAACUUCACACUCUUUGUUCUGGCCAAACUUGAGGAGAAAAAUAAGGAGUGCCUUGUAACUUCAUCAGGAAUCGACAAUACAGAAAAUGGCCUCUCAGGAUCCAAAGCUGACUCAAAGCCAACACCAAAAAAGAAAUAAGAAAGUGCAUGUAUGUACUCUCAUAAGCGCUGUCAACUUUGGACCUUUUUCGCAUAUUUAUAUAAUGCUCACAUGCAAUGCAAAAACAGACAAAGCUGGGAUCUGAAAAAUGUGCCUGGCUCUGGCCUUUUGAAAACAAAAUAUGCAUUUACAAGGUAGAAAAAAUGCAAGUA
Boleophthalmus pectinirostris (great blue-spotted mudskipper) is the source of this 869-nucleotide messenger RNA. It is a transcript of the gene scn4bb, whose product is annotated as sodium channel, voltage-gated, type IV, beta b. Lineage: Eukaryota; Metazoa; Chordata; Actinopteri; Gobiiformes; Gobiidae. The coding region runs from base 1 to 696 and encodes 231 amino acids. Gene Ontology annotation, molecular function: sodium channel regulator activity; transmembrane transporter binding. Gene Ontology annotation, biological process: regulation of sodium ion transmembrane transporter activity; cardiac muscle cell action potential involved in contraction; regulation of ventricular cardiac muscle cell membrane repolarization. The transcript has 5 exons. The record is from RefSeq and is a predicted model, not a curated record. Gene Ontology annotation, cellular component: voltage-gated sodium channel complex; membrane.